Nematolebias whitei (Rio pearlfish) is the source of this 2529-nucleotide messenger RNA. RefSeq names its product ribosomal protein S6 kinase, polypeptide 5 (gene rps6ka5). The transcript is spliced from 20 exons. The record is from RefSeq and is a predicted model, not a curated record. Gene Ontology annotation, molecular function: ATP binding; protein serine/threonine kinase activity; magnesium ion binding. Gene Ontology annotation, biological process: intracellular signal transduction; protein phosphorylation; regulation of DNA-templated transcription. NCBI's taxonomy places the organism in Eukaryota, Metazoa, Chordata, Actinopteri, Cyprinodontiformes, Rivulidae. Bases 127 to 2529 code for a protein of 800 amino acids.
ACGGGUCACGUUGAGCGGGUUGGCAUUACAAACUUUGAGCUGUUGAAGGUGUUGGGCACAGGAGCGUAUGGAAAAGUGUUCCUGGUGAGGAAAGUGAGUGGCCACGACACGGGGCACCUGUACGCCAUGAAAGUUCUGAAGAAGGCCACGAUUGUGCAAAAAGCAAAGACUGCAGAACACACGCGCACGGAGCGGCAAGUGCUGGAGCACAUCCGCCAGUCACCCUUCCUUGUAACGCUUCACUAUGCCUUCCAGACUGAUACCAAGCUGCACCUAAUUCUUGAUUAUGUCAACGGCGGGGAACUCUUCACACAUCUGGUGCAGAGGGUGCGCUUCAAGGAGCAGGAAGUGGCCAUUUACUGCGGAGAAAUCGUCUUGGCACUGGAACAUCUGCACAAGCUUGGAGUUGUUUACCGGGACCUAAAGCUGGAGAAUAUUUUACUGGAUUCCAGUGGUCAUAUAGUUCUCACAGACUUUGGCAUGAGUAAAGAAUUUGAUCAGGUUGAAAGGGCUUUUUCUGUUUGCGGCACAAUUGAAUAUAUGGCUCCAGAAAUCAUUGAAGGGGGAGAGUCUGGACAUGACAAGGCGGUGGACUGGUGGAGCCUGGGUGUGUUGAUGUACGAGCUUCUGACUGGUGGAUCACCCUUCACUGUGGAUGGAGACGAGAACUUGCACACAGACAUCGCCAAGAGGAUUUGCAAAAGGGAUCCUCCUUUCCCCAGAGACAUGGGUCAACUGGCCAAAGACCUAAUCAAGCAACUCCUCAUCAAAGACCCAAAGAAGAGGUUGGGCUCAGGAGCUAAUGGAGCAGAGAAUUUGAAGAAACACCCAUUUUUUCAGAAAUUAAACUGGGAGGACUUGGCAGCUAAGAAGGUGCCUGCACCUUUCAAGCCAGUGAUCCGGGAUGAACUGGAUGUCAGUAACUUUGCAGAGGAGUUCACGGAUAUGGACCCCACAUACUCCCCUGCUGCUUUGCCUCAAAACUGUGAUCGCAUCUUCCAGGGGUAUUCUUUCAUGGCCCCCUCCAUCCUGUUCAAGAGGAACGCCGUGAUGGACGACCUGGUCCAGCUGUGCGGGGAUUCUGAGCGGCCCGGCUCCGCUGCUGUGGCCCGCAGCGCCAUGAUGAAGGACUCACCUUUUUAUCUGAGUUAUGAGAUGGACCUGAAGGACGGCGCUUUGGGAGAGGGCAGCUUCUCCAUCUGUCGACGCUGCACACAGAAGAAGACCGGACAGACGUUUGCAGUGAAGAUCGUCAGCAAGAGGAUGGAAGCGCAGACGCAGCGGGAAAUAGCAGCUCUGAAGCUGUGCGACGGCCAUCCCAACAUUGUGAAGCUGCAUGAGAUUUACCACGACCAGCUCCACACAUACCUGGUCCUCGAGCUGCUCGGUGGAGGGGAGUUGUUGGAAAGAAUUCGCAGGAAGCAGCAUUUCAGCGAGACGGAGGCCAGCCGCAUCAUGCGCAAGCUGGUGUCCGCCGUCAGCCACAUGCACGAUGUAGGAGUGGUGCACAGGGACCUAAAACCUGAGAAUCUGCUCUUCACAGGCGAGAGUGAGACCUCGGAGAUAAAAAUCAUAGACUUUGGCUUUGCUCGUCUAAAACCGCCAGACAAUCAGCUGCUGAAGACGCCCUGCUUCACCCUGCAGUACGCCGCCCCCGAGAUCCUCAAAUAUGAUGGCUAUGAUGAGUCUUGUGACCUGUGGAGUCUGGGGGUCAUUUUGUACACCAUGCUGUCCGGACAGGUGCCUUUCCAGUGUCAGGAGAAGAAGCUGGCGCACACCAGCGCAGAGGAGAUCAUGAAAAAGAUCAAACAGGGAGAUUUCUCUUUCGAAGGAGAAGCCUGGAGAAACGUAUCCCAGCAGGCCAAAGAGCUGAUACAGGAGCUUCUCACAGUGGAUCCAAACAAGCGGAUCAAAAUGUGUGGUCUUCGUUAUAACGCCUGGCUACAGGACGACAGCCAGCUGUCCUCCAACCCGCUCAUGACCCCGGACAUCCUCGGCUCCUCCACGGCCUCCGUCCACACGUGUGUCAAAGCAACUUUUAAUGUAAGAAACAAGAAGAGGAAUCGUGUAACGUUGGUGACCCUCGAACUGGUGACCCUAGAACUGGUGACCCUCGAACUGGUGACCCUCGAACUGGUGACCCUCAAACUGGUGACCCUCGAACUGGUGACCCUCAAACUGGUGACCCUCAAACUGGUGUGUAACUCUCAGGUGUUUAACACUCAGGUUUUUAACUCUCAGGUGUUUAACACUCAGGUGUUUAACACUCAGGUGUUUAACUCUCAGGUGUUUAACUCUCAGGUGUUUAACGCUCAGGUGUUUAACUCUCAGGUGUUUAACUCUCAGGUGUUUAACGCUCAGGUGUUUAACUCUCAGGUGUGUAACUCUCAGGUGUUUAACUCUCAGGUGUUUAACUCUCAGGUGUUUAACGCUCAGGUGUUUAACUCUCAGGUGUUUAACACUCAGGUGUUUAACUCUCAGGUGUUUAACGCUCAGGUGUUUAACUCUCAGCAGCUGCUGUUUGUCUGA